AUGAAAAACGGAAGCGUCUCAGGACCUUCCGGCACCAUUGUCCUUCCGAUCAGGCCAAAUCCUCAAGUCUUGGAUAAGCACACCACCAUUAGCAUCAUGACGAUUUCCAAUGUUCUGUACACGCCGACAGGAACGCGUUCGGAGUUGAGCUGGCCAGUACUGAAGAGGCAAGGUUUCACGAUGAAGCGCAUCCACUCCUACAGUCGCGUAGUCAAGAAUAGCCCAUUUGGAAAACCUGAGCCCGUGCUAAAGGGCAUGCUUGAUUAUUUUGUGCGUAGGAAGGUAUAUGCAGUGCAACAUCCUCGGAGCGGCGCUAAUUUAUUGUAUGCCUCGCAAUUGGAACCCGACUUGUUCGAGUUGUGCAUCUUGCCCACGACGUUUAAUGCAGGACAAUGGGAGAAGUGGGUGAUGGGAAGUGUGCUCCAGGAAGUGGUCAACUUACGAGGUACCUAUAUCAUGACGGACCCGCAGGAAGACGACAGAUUUAGACGAAACUACAAAGCGAUCGUGCUCUACCCAAAACUCGAACUAGUUGGCCCCUACAACCGACAUCCUGAGGCUGAUGUCGACUUACUCACACGUGGUGGCGAAGUCGCAACUGUGCUAGAGGGAUAG
This is a messenger RNA of Exophiala bonariae, 615 nucleotides long. RefSeq lists its product as uncharacterized. The transcript has a single exon. The record is from RefSeq and is a predicted model, not a curated record. The coding region runs from base 1 to 615 and encodes 204 amino acids. NCBI's taxonomy places the organism in Eukaryota, Fungi, Ascomycota, Eurotiomycetes, Chaetothyriales, Herpotrichiellaceae.